Messenger RNA from Beta vulgaris subsp. vulgaris (sugar beet), 1406 nucleotides. RefSeq lists its product as uncharacterized. The coding region runs from base 125 to 1024 and encodes 299 amino acids. The transcript has 9 exons. The record is from RefSeq and is a predicted model, not a curated record. Lineage: Eukaryota; Viridiplantae; Streptophyta; Magnoliopsida; Caryophyllales; Amaranthaceae.
UCCAGGCCGGCGGGCUAAACUUGAUCACCUCUCGUUCCUACUUCUUUAGCUUCUACCACGUCUAACAAGUCUCAUCUCCCUCCUCACUCUCUCUCCGGCGACGUCAAACCCAGAAAACAAAGCGAUGAGAAUUCCAAUAUCUCUCUCUCUCCUCCUAAUCGCUCUCCUCUUCUCUCACUCUCUCUCCUUCCAAUCCGAUGAACUUCUCCUUGACGAAGAUGAAUUCGAAGGACUUCCAUUAAAACACUCAUCUGAUCUUCCUCGUUCCACACCAUCAUCAUCAUCAUCGUCAAUUCCUUCUCCUACAACUCCCACCACUACUACAACAAGGAGGAGAUCUUCAGACUCAGAUGUUGAUUCAAAGCUGCAAUUUACACUUGAACAUGCUUUUGGAGAUUCACAAUUUUCAUCUGCUGGAACUUUUUCUGCCCGUUUAAAGUCUUGGUCUCAUGGUGGUCAGACCCUUACCAAGUUGCGCUUUUCGAGGAAUACCUUGACAGACGUGGAGCAGGAGAAGUUCAAGGAGCUGUUGCAAACAGAUGAUUUCUACAAAAUAAGACUUCCAUCCAAUGUCUUGAGUCCUCCGGGAAGGAAUUAUACUGUUUCUGUUGUGAAGGCGAGAUGUCUUGCUAGGGAGGCUUUGGAUGAACACUUUGUCAUACACAUGGAAGGUGUUAAUAUUUUGGCAGUCAACUAUGGUUCUCCUGGGGCAUGCCCAUAUCCUCGGCAGCUGAAAAUGCCAUCCAAAUGGUCAUUCAAUUCAUAUCCAGUUUUGAAAUAUAGUGAGAUGGCACCAAGAACCCCUAUUUUCACUGAAGAAACUCCCGAGGAGAAUGCAGAGGCUGAAGCCAUGAUGCAACCAGAGAAGUCCUUUUGGGCUAAAUAUUGGAUGUAUUUAAUCCCUCUAGGUCUUAUGAUCAUGAAUGGUAUGACGCAAGCUCUGAACAUGCCAGAGGAGCAGGCCGCUGGCCAAGCAGGAGGGCAGCAGCCAGCAAGGGCUCCACCUGCUGUGCGAAGAAGAUAAUCUUUUAAUUGAAGCUACAGAUUACUUGAGUUGUAAAUGGGCUUAUGUGGUGCGACUAAUCGUUAACCAAGGAUCUUCAAGAGAGCAGGAGGCUUUUGUCAAGACCCCCAAGUUCUAUUGAAGUGUAUCAAACAUAAUUUUAUUAUGGGAAGGUUGAUUAUAUUUGUCGAAGUGCUGCCAUGCAUUACGGAUUUCCAGGCUUUUAAAGAUUAGAUCUGAGGAUGAAAAAUAUGCCUCAAACCCUUGUAAUGCUCAUGUUCUUGUUGCGACUUCGAGUUCCAUUUUAGCUACUUGGAUAUCUAAUUUGUACCCAAUUUUGGUUUAUUACAUGAUAUUUUUCUAGCCAAUGAAGAAAAAAAUGGCCUUUUUAUGGCCUUUAAAA